GACGUCGAUUGUUGUUUUGAAAAUUUAUCGCAAAGUUUUCACGGAAAUUAAGCAGGAAAAAUGGCCUCUGCAGGUCGAAAUGAGAAUGGAAUGCCAACUUCGGUCAAAUCUGAAGACAUCGGCGAUAAAAAUGGCGAGGAAAAGCAAAAAACAGCAGGACAAACAGUUGCUCCCGAAGGCACUCGUCAAAAUAGCAUUGAACGGAUCCACAUUCGCAAACAAAAGGUCUACCAAAUGAGUCGCGCCUCAAAAAUGGCAAAACUUUCAAUGUACUCCGCUUGUCAGAGUCCCAAGUGUCGUUGUACGGGCUGGAAGACGCCGCAAGAGAACCGCAAUCGUGAUGUCGAAACGAAUUAUCAGCCGGAAUCGACGGAACCAUGUCGCGCUCCCAAUUGCGGGCACACGUUGCAAGAUCACGUCUCGCAUUUGACGGAAGUUACGGAUCCGCAAAUUAACGAACUCAUGUCGACAAUUGUGGAUGUCGAAAAUUUGUACAUGAGCAUCAUGAAGGAAGAGGACAAAGACACGAAAAAAGUUUAUUGUUACCUGUUCCGGUUGUUGCGACAAUGUAUCUUGACACGAACGCAACCUUUGAUUCGGGGUCCUUUGGGCGAGCCUCCAUUUGAACAUCCAAGCAUCUCGAAGGCAAUUACAAAUUUUGUCAUUCACAAGUACAGCCAUUUAAGCCAAGCGGAGUUUGUGACGAUGACAGAAGUGGCAAAAACCUUUUUGCAUUGCUUGAAUCACUGGAAUUUCGAAACGCCAUCAGUUCGGGUUGAUUUAAGUUACGAAGAUGCUUCUGCCUAUAAAAUCAAUUACACGCGAUGGUUGAUGUUUUGUCACGUACCGGCUUUUUGCGGAUCUCUCAAGCACUUUGAAACGUCUUUGGUGUUCGGUAGAUCGCUCCUGAAGGCCGUUUAUCAGUACAUUUCGCAACAACUCCUCAACAAAUGCAAGACUGAAAAAGAUCGGAUGCCUCCUGAGAAGCGAAGUGUCUUGGCCCAGCUCCCACGUUUCCUGGAAGCACUCAAACACGAAGUUGUCGACGAGGAAUCGCUCAUUUGGGACAUCAGUUUCAAGCCGGCAGCGACAAUGUUGCUUCAACGCAAGCGUCAUAGCGAGGCAAUUGGAGCUACUUCGUCGAAAAAAGGCGUCGACACCAAUAAACGCAUCAAACGCGAAGAUAACGAAGAUUUGUCGGAUGACGUCAUCAUACGAGCGUUGAACAAAAUCCAAGACAGUAACAGCAUCAAUCGAACUGAAAUCGUUUUUCCGGUAAAUGCACCACGAGACGAAGCAGCAAAGGGCGAAGAAACUCGCGGCGAGAUCGAAUUUCACAUUGUUGGCAAUUCCUUGACGAAACCCGUGUCCAAAGAAUCCAUGUUGUGGCUUCUGGGCUUGCAUAACGUCUUUGCACAUCAGUUACCGGGCAUGCCACGCGAGUACAUCAGUCAACUUGUCUUCGAUCCGAAACACAAAACCUUGGCUCUCAUCAAGGAAGGACGUCCCAUCGGCGGAAUUUGCUUCCGAACCUUCACCUCGCAAGGUUUUAUUGAAAUUGUCUUUUGCGCUGUCACAAGUAGUGAACAAGUCAAGGGCUAUGGGACACAUUUGAUGAAUCAUUUGAAGGAUUACAGCAUUCAACAAGGCAUUAAACACUUUUUAACGUAUGCCGACGAGUUCGCCAUCGGUUAUUUCAAGAAACAAGGCUUCUCGAAAGACAUUAAAGUGGCUCGUCCUGUUUAUGCGGGCUUCAUUAAAGAAUACGAAGGUGCUACAUUGAUGCAUUGUCAACUCAUGUCGACGAUUGUUUAUACGCAAUUCACUUCGGUAAUCCGAAAACAGAAGGAAAUCUUGAAAGAACUCAUUUCGCAACGUCAGCAAGAAGUGCAAAAAAUUCAUCCAGGUCUCACUUGCUUCAAAGAAGGCUUGCGUUCAAUCCCAAUCGAGGCAAUUCCCGGCUUACGUGAAUCAUUCCCCGGAUGGAAACCGCAACUUCGGGCACAACGCCAAUCUCGUCCUUUGGAAGAAACCGCAGAUCCCGAAAAACUCGCUGCUACCUUGGGAAAUGUUUUGCAAUGCGUGAAAACAAAUGCCGCAGCUUGGCCUUUCCUGAAACCCGUAAAUCCCGCAGAAGUUCCGGACUACUACGAUCAUAUCAAGUAUCCGAUGGACCUGAAAACCAUGACUGAUCGCCUAAAAGCGAAAUAUUAUUCCACAAGACGAUUGUUUAUUGCCGACAUGCAACGCAUUUUCACAAAUUGUCGCACUUACAACGACUCUACGACGGAAUAUUACAAAUUGGCAAAUCACUUGGAACGAUACUUUGUUACACGCAUGAAAGAGUGCGGAUUGUGGGACAAAACUUGACCUGAAGACAAACUCGAGUCACUGGAGGAUGAAAUAGGCUCGGAUUUUAGUGACUAGCAAAGUAGUUGUAGUAAAUUUAACUUGAAAUUUGAUGAAAAAAUCCCUGAAAAUGAUGAAUUUAGUGAUGAAAUCCUGUAAAUUACCUGUAAAAUUAGAGAAAAAUGUAUUAAAUGAUAAGACUUUAGCAGAUAUUUGCACAAAAAUAACUGUAUUUGGCAUAUUAUUUAUGUACUUCUUAUUGGAUAUAUACAUAUGGAAUUGCAGUUAAAAUGUUACUAAUUUUAUGAGAUUAAUUGCUUUGGAAAAAGAAACAAUACUGAAUUCAAGGUACAUAUUGCUAUUUAAUAUUUUGGUGAGAUUUUUUUUUUCAUUUCGUGAUGAAUU
This is a messenger RNA of Culicoides brevitarsis, 2754 nucleotides long. RefSeq names its product histone acetyltransferase KAT2A (gene Gcn5). The transcript has 3 exons. Gene Ontology annotation, cellular component: nucleus; ATAC complex. Gene Ontology annotation, biological process: positive regulation of transcription by RNA polymerase II; chromatin remodeling. The record is from RefSeq and is a predicted model, not a curated record. The coding region runs from base 61 to 2370 and encodes 769 amino acids. Gene Ontology annotation, molecular function: histone H3 acetyltransferase activity; protein binding. Lineage: Eukaryota; Metazoa; Arthropoda; Insecta; Diptera; Ceratopogonidae.